Messenger RNA from Phoenix dactylifera (date palm), 2579 nucleotides. RefSeq names its product ABC transporter G family member 22. NCBI's taxonomy places the organism in Eukaryota, Viridiplantae, Streptophyta, Magnoliopsida, Arecales, Arecaceae. Gene Ontology annotation, biological process: transmembrane transport. The record is from RefSeq and is a predicted model, not a curated record. Gene Ontology annotation, cellular component: membrane. Gene Ontology annotation, molecular function: ATP binding; ABC-type transporter activity; ATP hydrolysis activity.
AGCGGUGGCCUCUUUAAAAGGGGAGUAGGAGAGGCCAACUUGGUGGCAUUAAGCUGGCCUUCCAUUCUUCUUGCAUUUGGAUCACUCGCUCUCUGUGCUUUAGGACAGGUUACUGAUGGAUUCAGCAGCACCUGGAAUCAUGAGGACGAAGUCAGACCAACUGGAAAUGGGAGGUGGGAUGCAGUCGCUGAGCCGCACCGCAUCUGCUGAAGCAAUUGCAGCAGCAGAGAUCAAUGGUGGAUCAAGCCUGUCAAGGAAGUCGAGUUCUGGAAAGAAGGUGAUGGGAUCCUCACCGGGAAGGAAAGGAGGGCACCAUAUCAGGAAAUCGAGAAGCGCACAGCUUAAGCUGGACCUGGAGGAUGUGAGCAGCAGCGCAGCCUUAAGCCGAGCCUCCAGUGCCAGCUUGGGCUUCUCCUUCUCCUUCACUGGCUUCACAGCCCCACCUGAAGACAUCAUUGCUGAUGUAAGACCAUUUAGCGAUGACGACAAUGCAGUAGAUCCUGAAGCUGGAGGCAGGCGGAAAAGAUUAAUUUCAGAACCAACCUUGCCAAUAUAUCUUAAGUUUACAGAGGUUAGAUACAAGGUUAUCCUCAAAGGCGUAACAACAAGCACUGAGAAAGAAAUCCUUAACAGCAUUACAGGUUCAGCAAGCCCUGGAGAGGUUCUCGCUCUGAUGGGACCUUCUGGCAGUGGGAAAACCACUCUCCUUAGCCUCCUCGGCGGAAGGAUUAGUGGUAACACAAUUGAAGGAUCCAUCACCUACAAUGAUGAACCAUAUAACAAGUCACUAAAGCGCAGGAUAGGGUUCGUGACUCAGGAUGAUGUUCUAUUUGCGCAUCUUACUGUGAGAGAGACACUAACUUACACAGCUCUUCUUCGACUUCCAAAGACUAUGACGAAGCAACAGAAGGAGGGAAGGGCCAUGGAUGUCAUCUAUGAGCUCGGGCUUGAGAGGUGCCAGGAUACUAUGAUUGGAGGAUCAUUUGUUCGAGGAGUUUCAGGUGGUGAGAGAAAAAGGGUGUGCAUUGGCAAUGAGAUUAUAAUCAACCCUUCUUUGCUAUUUCUUGAUGAACCUACAUCUGGCCUGGAUUCAACAACAGCCUUAAGAACUGUCCAGAUGCUACAUGACAUAGCUGAGGCUGGAAAAACAGUGGUAACUACGAUUCAUCAACCUUCCAGCAGACUAUUUCACAAGUUUGAUAAACUGAUCCUUCUUGGAAAGGGUAGUUUGCUAUACUUUGGGAAGGCCUCAGAAGCUAUGGUUUACUUUUCAUCCAUUGGUUGUUCUCCUUUGAUUGCAAUGAACCCAGCAGAAUUUCUGCUUGAUCUUGCAAAUGGUAACAUAAGCGAUGUUUCAGUACCUUCAGAAUUAGAUGACAGAGUGCAGACGGAAAAUUUGGGAAGUGACACAAGAAAUGACAAGCCAUCUUCAAAAGAUGUGCAUGAGUACCUGGUGGAGGCCUAUGAGACUCGAGUUGCUGACAAAGAAAAGAAAAAACUUCUGCAACCCCUGCCUAUCAGUGAAGAUUUGAAGGUAACGAUCUCAUCACCAAAGAGAGAUUGGGGAGCAAGCUGGUGGCAACAGUACUCCAUAUUGUUCAGGAGAGGACUAAAGGAAAGACGGCAUGAUUAUUUGAGUUGGAUGAGAAUCACCCAAGUUAUUGCAACUGCAAUUAUCCUUGGUUUGCUCUGGUGGCACUCAGAUAGUACCACCCCAAAAGGUCUGCAAGAUCAGGCAGGAUUGCUGUUCUUCAUUGCUGUCUUCUGGGGCUUCUUCCCUGUUUUCACAGCAAUCUUCACAUUUCCUCAAGAAAGAGCCAUGCUGAACAAAGAACGAGCAGUUGACAUGUACAGACUAAGUGCCUAUUUCAUGGCAAGGACAACUAGUGAUUUGCCACUAGACCUCUUCUUACCAAUUAUAUUUCUUAUAAUAGUCUACUUCAUGGCGGGCUUAAGACAGAGUACUGAACCAUUCUUUCUUAGCAUGCUUACUGUGUUUCUCAGUAUAAUCGCUGCUCAGGGGCUUGGUUUGGCAAUUGGAGCUACUCUGAUGGACAUCAAGAAAGCAACUACUUUAGCUUCAGUGACAGUCAUGACCUUCAUGUUGGCUGGUGGGUUCUUUGUGAAGAGAGUUCCUGCAUUCAUAUCAUGGGUCCGCUACAUAUCUUUCAACUAUCACACUUACAGACUGCUACUCAAGGUGCAGUAUGACCAUAUACCACGCUCCUCAUAUGUCAUUAAUCUCGACAAUGGUGUCAAGGAAGUUGGUGCCAUGAUUGCGAUGGUGUUUGGGUAUCGUCUCUUGGCCUAUAUUUCAUUAAGACGAAUGAAGAUCCCUAAUGGUGCUUGAGCACUUAGCUGACCAUAUUAUGUUACGAGCAAGUGGAGAAGAUUUUACCACCAUCUCCGCUCUACAGCAGUCUAGCAACGGGAGCUUACUCAAGUUUCAAGAGGACGCUUGGAGACUGUUAAUAUGUUAGAUUAUCCGGCUUUGAGAGCUUGUAAAUAGGUAUCAUGUUGCAAGAGUGUGAAACUUUCAAAGAGAGUACCAGUUUGGGUGUUUGAUAUUUAUGCUUUGA